This is a messenger RNA of Cylicostephanus goldi, 408 nucleotides long. The record is from the annotation of a GenBank genome assembly. NCBI's taxonomy places the organism in Eukaryota, Metazoa, Nematoda, Chromadorea, Rhabditida, Strongylidae.
AUGUCACCGGUCACACUUGGUUCAGGACGACAGCGAGUUCCUAACAACAUCAAACGAUAUCGUCGACAAGUUUGCAAGAUCUGUAGCUCCUCAGUUUCGGUGCCUUUUUUGAGGGCAAAAAUGCUUCACGCAGCUACACAUUCACCAUUCAAAAGGUACAAGUGCCCAUAUUGUGACAAACGUGGAGCAUCUACCGCUUCGGCUACACUACAUAUCAAAUCGAAACAUCCAGGAAAACCACCCAAUGAAUUCCUUGAUGAAAUGUAUGAACGAGGAAGAAUACAUGAAGCUGCUAGUACUCACGGAAAAAUGCUUCGACGACCCUUAUGUCUAGCCAUUGAAUUUAAAUUGAAUAUGGCAUUAGAUUUCCGUUUACCGAAAAUUAUGCCCACAGAUCUCUAUCUCUGA